This is a messenger RNA of Nasonia vitripennis (jewel wasp), 7379 nucleotides long. RefSeq lists its product as uncharacterized. Lineage: Eukaryota; Metazoa; Arthropoda; Insecta; Hymenoptera; Pteromalidae. The record is from RefSeq and is a predicted model, not a curated record. The coding region runs from base 697 to 6030 and encodes 1777 amino acids. Gene Ontology annotation, molecular function: acyltransferase activity, transferring groups other than amino-acyl groups. The transcript is spliced from 15 exons.
UUCUCUUAUUUCUCGUGUAGCGAGUCCCGAGCGCUCGCAAGCUUUCCCGCGAGCUUUUUCGACCGACCGACCGACCAGCGACGGCGUUUCUCGACCGUUUCGUUCGAUCGGGAGAGAGAGAGCCCAUAACGAAUCCCCUCUCUCGACACACAUCUACACGCGCCUACAUUAUUUUCCUCGUUCUUCCGCUCCACAGAUUGCAGUUCACUUUUUCGUGUUCGUCCCUCCCCCAUCCUCCUCCCGUCCUCUCUCUCUCUCUCUCUCUCUCUCUCUCUCUCUCUCUCUCGCUUGAUCGAAAAGGGGAUAUAGUUACUGAACGAGAGUGUGCGCGAGUGCAAGCGAGAAAAGUCUUACGCCGGAGAAGAUCGGCGAUAUACGUGAAUCAUCGAGGAAAAAAGUGACGUGUGAUUGUUGCCCGACGCGCCGCAGUCUAAAAGUAUCGUUUCGCGCGGAAGUGGUUCAUACCCAAAAGUUCAGUUUCGCGAGUGUAGCCGGCGGCGAUAAAUAAUAUCCCGAGUCGCGGAGCAUCAUCCCGGCGUGAGAGCGCAAAUGCACAAUCCGCGUCGAUCGAAAUAGAAUCGACUCUGCUCGCCUGCACCGCUGCCGAAGUUCUGUCUCUCUCGCGCGCGCGCGCGGGCCGAAUCGAAAGCAAAAAAGCUCCCAAGAGCCCAGCAGAUGUGAAUCCGAUCGGCGGCAAUGGCUGCGGCCAGGUACUGCGUGCUGGCGCUGCUGGUGCUGCUGGCGACCGGUCUCCUGUACACCAGCUGCGCGUUCCGCAUCCGCGACAGUCCGUCCACCUCGGAAGUCUGUCUCUCGGGCAAGUGCUUGGGGUCGACGCCGUCUCUCAGUUCCUCGUUUGCCGGCUCGUCGUCGUCGGCUCGACCCAGAAGAGGCUUCGAGCCCGUCAGCACGAGAGGGGGCUUCGCCAAAGGCGCCAGGCAGCAGCAACCACCUGACGAGGCGGAGGCUGCUGCCGGAGGAUCGGGGCUCAAGAAAAGAGACAAGAAGCUCCCGACGAGGCCGUGGUCUAAGCUGAGCAAGCUCGAGGAUGUCAGCGAGACAGAGGAGGACGACAAGCUUUCCGCCGCGGACAGGAUCGACAGUGACGACGAGGCGGUGCAGAUCGAAGUGGAGGACGAGGACGAGGUCGUGAUCGAGAGCGAGGAGGACGAGAGGCUGUUCAGAGAGAAGUCCAAACGAGAGGAGGAGGAUCGCAUGAGGCGGGAGAAGGAGGAACAGGAGAGGCGCAAGAAGGAAGAGGAAAAAAAGAAGAGAAAGCAGAGGGAGCUGGAAUUAGAGCGAAAGCGCGAAGAAGAGGAGGAGAAAAGGAGGACGGAAAAGGAGAAGGAAGAAAAGCGGAAGAGGGAAGAGGAGGAGCGUCGACAGAGGGAAGAGGCAGAGCGCUUGCUGAGGGAAGAAGCCGAGCAGCGUCUAAGAGAGGAAGAAGAGAGAAAGAUGCGCGAGGCAGAGGAAAAGAGGAUCAGGGAGGAGAAAGAACGACUCAGGCGAGAAGAGGAGCUGCGCAAGAAAAGUGAGGAAGAGGAGCGUCGAAAGCGAGAGGCCGAGGAGCGUAAGAAAAUGGAGGAAGAUGAACGGCGAAAACGAGAGGAGGAAGAACGGCUGAAGCGGGAGGAAGAGGAGCGACGAAAACGAGAGGAGGAAGAACGACUGAAAAAAGAGGAAGAGGAACGUCGCAGGCGGGAGGAGGAAGAGGAGCGUCUCAGGGAGGAGGAAGAGUGCCGAUUGAGGGAAGAGGAGGAAGAGCGUCUGCGAGAAGAGGAAGAACGUCGCAAGAGAGAGGAGGAGGAGAUAGAGGCCGAGAAGAAGCAAAAAGAGGAAGAGGAGCGCAAGAAGAAGGAACUGGAGGCCAAGGAGGCUGCCCGGAAGAAGAAGGAAGAGGAAGCCCGCAAGCGAAAGGACAGAGAGGAGCAGGAGGCCGAGCGAAGGAGGGAUGAAGAGGAAGACAAAAAGAGGGUAGAGCGAGUGAAGAGAGAGGCCGAGGAGAAGAAGAAACGCGAGGAAGCGGAGAAGAAGAAAAAACGCUCCAAAGUGAAAGCCGACGUGGACGACGACGACGAGGAAGACGAAGACGAAGACGACGAAGCGGCAUCGACUUCCAAAUCUCAAGAGAAAGCUACAGAGCCGCCAAAACCACCGAGCCUCAAGACAGCCAAGGAAGCAACCAAGUCCAAAUCCAAGCCGGAAGUCUCCAACAAUUCGAAGGCCAAACCGGCUCCCUCGAAGAAGCCAACAGCCGAGAAACCGAAGCCGAGGACGCCGGCGUCGCUCAGCCUGGCCGAGCUCAACGACGUGAUUCUUAGCGUGCCGACCUUCGUGCCAAAUUUCACAGCCGUCGAGGAUCCAGCCUGUCAACAGCACGGCAAGAUCUUUCUGCGCCAGCUGCGCGGUUACAAGCUCUGGGCGCUGCAGAUGCUGGACUCGAGCGCGAAGAUCCCCUCGGGCUUAUUGCGAGGCAACGUCAAUCAGCUGGGUGACUUCGAUCAGUGCCUGGGCGUAGCGGCGCGCGUCAAGGUCGAGGAUAAGACCGUCAAGGUGCGAGGAAAAUACUGUCUCGCGAGCAUGGACCUGUACGCGACGAGUCCGGCGACGAGGCUGCCCGUCAAUCUCCUGCAGAGCCGAGCUUUGAUCAGAGGAAACAUGCGCGACCCAGGACAUUUUGUGCCGAAAUUCACGACGGUGAACUGGGCUCUGUGCCUGCCCGCUGCUUGCUCAGCUGAAGACGCCCGUCGAACCGUUGAGAACGCGCUGGAGUAUUACAACUUGACCGUGGGAAUAAGGUUCGUCGUGGAUGUCGACCCGGACAUGUGCUAUGUUCAGCAGAAGGCGACGAGCUAUUCGAAGGAGACCAUCGGAGUUCUUUACUUCUACGCCAUCUUCGCCUGCUUGGCGAUCGUCGCUACGCUGAGAGAUCACUUCGCUACUUUGCAGGAAAAAGGGAAUUAUUCCGAGAGGAUAAUAAUGGCAUUCUCCCUGAAGAGAACUCUCAAAGUGCUGUUUGAAAAUAAAGAGGAAAGCUCCUCCGAUAUCGGCUGCAUCCACGGCAUAAGAUCCUUGUCGACGAUCGCCUUGUACGCGGCGCACAAACUGAUUCCGAUCUCGAGGGUGCCCUACGCCAAUCGAGUACAACUCACCGAGGUGGCAAGUAAUCCUCUGAGCACGAUUCUCCGAGCCUCGUUAUUUUACACCGACUCGUUCCUCCUGCUGAGUGGAGUCCUGACCGCCUACAACAUGGCGAAAGAGCUGUCGCGUCGCAACGAGAUCCGCUGGUUCUGUCGCUUCAUUGCGAGAUUCAUGAGACUGACUCCCUCGCUGCUGGCCGUUGUCUUCUGGUAUGCUUUUGUCAUGGAGCACACCGGAUCCGGGCCACAGUGGAAUUCGGCAGUCAAGGCGAACGCCGAUAUUUGCAAGGAGAACGCCUGGAUCAAUCUGCUUUACGUGCAGAAUUUCUUCCCCUUCGAGGAGAUGUGCGCGACUCACACACACCAAUUGGCUCUGGAUAUGCAGCUUUCUCUACUGGCACCGGCCCUCGUGUUUUUCCUGCAGAUAAAGCCCAUCCUUGGCAUCGUCAUCGUUUUUUUCCUCAUCCAGGUCUCGGCGACUCUACGAUACUUAGCCACGUCGAAUAACAACUUGUCGCUCGUCAUCUUUCACGGCAUGACAAUGAAGCAUCUCUACAAAACUGCUAAUCUGACCUACUCGCUACCUCUGCACCGAGCGACGCCCUAUCUCUUCGGGCUCAGCCUCGGUGUGCUUUUGCAUUAUACCGGCAAGAACGUGAGGAUUCACAAGAUUUUUGCCGCGAUAGGUUGGCUGAUAGCGUUAGCUCUCGGAUCUUGGUCGUUAUUCUCUCCGUGGCGUCUCGCAAGAAGAGAUUACGUGUACGACGUCGAGGAGGCGACGCAUUACGCUGUCAUAAGUCCGAUUUUGACAGCGCUCGCAUUGAGCUGGACAAUUUUCGCCUGCUUCACGGACCACGGAGGUAUCGUCAACCGGAUACUUUCGAGCUACUGGAUGAAGGUUUUCAGCAGACUGUCAUACGCUAUCUACCUCUCGCAAUUCGCCGUAUUUUUCUACUACGUCGGCUCCGCGCGUUAUUCGUCAGAAUUCCAACCACACAGAUCGAUUGACCUGUUCGAGGCACUGAACGUGUUGUCGGUGUCGGUCGUACUCACACUGCUGUUCGACAUUCCCAUGCAAGAGGUCAAGAACAUAAUCAUGGAGGUCAGCGACUCGCAGCCCGUCGAGGAGUCUGAGCUAGCCAAGGAGCCAGUACACGCGGAGAGCCGCAACAACGUCGGCAAAAGUUCCCAAGUUACGCCCUCGGAAGACGAGGAACCGAAUCCGUAUGGCUGGAACUGGAGUCGAGGAACCUUCAAGCCUGCCAAGUCAGAGCCGCGAGAGUACGAGGAGAACGGCGGCUACGACGAGCCGUUCCGCAGCUCGAGGCUCAAGCGACAGGACAUCCGGCGUCAGACGAUGAUCAGGUCCGAGGCUUACGACGAGUGGAGCGCCAACGGCAGCAGAAGAGCCUCCAGAUCCGAGGAGCACUUCGACGACGGCAGGAGCAGCCGGGGUGACUACAGCAGGAUUAGCAACUCCAGACUAGAGGACGAUCUGGACUACCUGCAUCCGAGGGAGAGGUACUUCGCGGGCAGGGGCGGAGAGUACAGUAGGUCGCCCAUGCGGGACCUGGACGCCCCCGUGUUCCGCAGGUCGGCUUCGAGGGAACGGCCCAUCUCCAAGGAACAAGACGUAUCAGCCAGGGAUUACGGUAAGAAGCCGCUCAUAACGAUCAGCAAAGAGGAGGACUACCAGCGGUCGCCGCGCUCCUCUAUGCCGCGUUUCUCGGACCAGCAGCGCUCGCUGUCCUCGGAGAGCGACUUCGACGGCUACGGGAGUCGUCACAGCAGCGCGAGCCACGGGCCUAACCGGAGAGUCUCGGCCGAGCCGCGGAUCAGCGACGAGGACGACUGGGAGGAAGACCUGAGGAUUCGACGCGGCCGCUACCUGCAGGAGAGGGUGAGCUCGCAGGAGCGCGACAGACCGCCACCGGUACUCGAGGAGGAGAGCAGCGGCGGCGACGACGAGUGGGCCGACUCGCUGAAGCGGCGCUCCUCGGCCGAGGGCAAGAUGGCUCUGCUGAAGGAGCCCCUGAGACCCGGCAACAUGGAGCUCUGGACUGUGUCGAAGAUGCAGCUCGGCUCCUCGCAGGAGCCCGACGACGAGGAGCUCGACGAGGAGAUGUACCUGCAGCAGAGGCGGGAGUACAGGGAGCAGGGCCCGCCACUGAGGGAAGAGUUCGAGGGCGAGGAGCUCGAGGCGGACGAGCAACAGACGGGCUACGCGACCGAGAGCUUGCCCACCUCCUUCGAGGAGGACGACGUGGCCAUCUUGGAUUUCGUGCUCAAGAGGAACAGCAAGAAGAUCACGGUGCAGGACCUGAGUAAGCUCUCGCCCGACAAGGACAUUUCCGCGGACCACAGCUGGAAUAAGCUGGACGUCAACAAGUCCGGCUUGUUCAAGCGAGAGUCGAUAGUCAAGAGCCAAGCCAGCGAGGAGGAUCCGGAGUAUUUGCUCCCGGAACGACCGAAGCUGGUCGAGCAGGAGCAGGAGCAUCCGUUCAAGAAAGCCUGGCAGAUGCAAAAGUCCAGAUCCGAGGAGGAGGGUCCUGCUGGCUUUAUCGUCAAGGUCCAGGAGUCAAAGUCGGCUGUCGUUACUCAGGACAAACAGAAGAACAAACCCGAGGAGGAGAAGAAGGAGGAAGAGGACAAGAGCGAUCGCGACGGUGCUCAGUCGGAGGACAUCCCCGAGGCAGACGUGACGUGCGACGUGACGAUCGUCUGGCAGCCGCGACUCGGCGAGACGGAGGACGCUAAGAGCAGCACCAGGAGCGAGACCUCCUCGGCUACUUCGUCCCAGAGGUUCGAUUGGCCCGACGAGGACGAACAGCACGAGGCCCAGAAGAGUCGAAGGAAGUCCGACGGGGAUAACUGGGCCUGGGACACUUGACUAAGAUGCCAAAUCGCUGCGAGAGGAGAGACUUUGCGAUGUAUUUUAUAUAAUAUGUGUACGAGCUCUGAAAUCCCUGUUGGUAGAGAAAGAGAGAUUCACCAGUCCGAGAUCGUAGUUUGGACGAUUUUUACAUGUGGUCGGUUUUUUACGUGUUUAUUACUGUAUACAAUUUAGUGGAUGGGGAGUUUGGGGUCACCAAAUCGAAUUUCAUAAGCGUAUGGUGCUUUAUUCUAUGGGGCUUUUGAAAAAGCACGCAUAACGAUUAUACGAAAAAUUGACUUUUUAUUUAAUUUACAAGGGAGGUUAAUCGUCAUUUUGUUGUUAGUACAUUUUAACGUCACCUGUAUCCUCGACAUCUUCAUCACCGUUAUAUAUUAUAUUCGUGAAUCCAAUUCGGAGAUCAUGUUAAAAUUCAAACUAUAUACACAUUUUCGAUUAUUUACAUGCUUACAACGAACUUUAAAACGAACAAAACAGCCUUUCACUACCUAAUUUCGAGAAUAUAGUGCUCUUAAGAAUACAAAACGCUUAACUAUUCUAUUUGAAUAAGCGAUGCAUUUCGUAGUAUAGGCUGGCAUCGGUCGCAGCCGCUAUCGCCCGGAAGACAAUAAUUUAUACAAAGUCCGAGUAAUAAUUCGGAUUGACAAUCAAGGUAGCGAAGUCGGCAGGCGUAUGAUUAAUGACUUACAUUAUUGUAUAAUGAUUAGAAAAAAAAAUAUUCGUAAAUAUACAACGGAUUAUACACUCUCUGCGAGUAUACAAAACUUCGCGCGAAUAAUCGCAUAAUAAGAAUACAAAGUCCUUGCAUCAACCGCGUCAUUAGCGUUGAGCAACGAUCGCGAAUUUUCCAUCUAGUUCGCGCACUGCAGCGAGACGCCUGUAGAGCAGUAGAGACAAGGCACACGGGAAAAAACAACUUAUCGAUAUAAGAACCAGACUCAAGCCUCUGUGGUGGUAGUUUCCUCGCUCUCGGUUUUCUUCGUCAGCGUGGCCGAUGACUUCCUUUCUGUCGACAGAGAAAAAGAAACGAGACGUAUAAGUACACACAGGUGCGCUUAUUACGCGUAAUCCAUUUUCGUAACGUGUUCAUUUGCGUUCGCCGUAUACGAGUCGCAGCGCCUUCAAGUUACAUAUCACGUACAUAAGUAUACACUUACCGCGGCGCAAGAAAAUCCUCUCGAUACCGAGAAUCGGCGACUCGAACAUCGUCGAGAGCAGAACCGCUCCGCCGAACGUCAGCAUAAGAUGCGACAACACCUUGCCCAGCUACGGGAGAAUGAAAAUUAUCUGUUGUUAAUGUAUUGAAAUGAAUAUAUUAAGUAUAAAAUAUAUUUACGUUACAAAUA